Molecule: messenger RNA, 681 nt
Organism: Saitoella complicata NRRL Y-17804
Lineage: Eukaryota; Fungi; Ascomycota; Saitoellomycetes; Saitoellales; Saitoellaceae
Exons: 1
Biological process (GO): calcium import into the mitochondrion; mitochondrial calcium ion homeostasis
Cellular component (GO): uniplex complex; mitochondrial inner membrane
Molecular function (GO): calcium channel activity; uniporter activity
Source: RefSeq, a predicted model, not a curated record
GGGAAGUUGACAUCGACAUCUUCCCAUCUGUUCAAGUUGACGCUACCCCUUCAUAAGAGUGUGGAAGGGAAUGGGGGAGGCAGCGGGACGAAGAAUGUUGCGUUUUUGUUACAUUCGCAACAACCGCUGAGCUACCUAACCCGCCUCAUCGAAGCCGAACUCGAGGACACCUCUUCCUCUCCCUCUCCCUCUCCCUCCUCUCACAGAAUAAGACACCAACACCCGAUAAUCUCCUACGUCGGUUUCGACGACCCCAAUACGCGCUGGAGCCCAUCAACCGAAAUCGGUGAUUUUAUAAAACAAGCCGCAAAAAUCCAGAGUUUCACAGUAUUGAUUCAACACCCCGCACACACCACCACACACCACACACGACGCAACCAAGCACACCACACCGACAAAAUCGCAAUCUCAGUCCCAACCUUCGAAGACCGCACCCGCUUUCUCCGUGCACGACUCUACCGAAUCUCACAACGACUCGCCUCACAACUGAAAAUCAAGACCGAAUGCGACCUCAUCGCAUCCCGCGGCGCCAGACGCCUCGCAACAACCGGCGCCCUCCUCCUAAUAUCCUACUGGGCCCUCGUAUUCCGCCUAACGUUCUUCUCCUCCUACGGCUGGGAUCUCAUGGAACCCGUAACGUACCUCACGGGCCUCUCCACCGUAAUCGGUGGUUACGCGUAC